CGUUCACUCGCAUCCGGUACUCAUCAUCAUCUGCAGCGAUAUACGAUAUAACAUUUUAUACCGGCAUAUCAUCUCGCAAUAUCGUAUAAUCCGUAUAUUAUACUUACCGCAAUAUUAUUAUACACACAUAGCCGUGCGUUGCAGUGGUAAAUCGAAAACCGAAAACCCAUAGGGGCGCAUGUCUGAUAAUAAUAAUAAUAAUAAUAUUAAUAUUAUUUACGUAGUUGAUCUUAAUUAUUACGGCCUACUCGCUGAAAUCCGUCCGUUCCGGUAACAAGUGCAGUCAUCACGUCGAUCGCACCCGCUUCAGCAGACGAACGCUUCGAUUGUACCUGAACCCACGCACCUGCACCUACACUGAACACGUCAUGCCGAGGAACGCCGACCAGACCACCGAACCGAUGGAGGAAAAGCGCGAAUUUGGUUCAUACAUGUCCCGCAGCAUGGUGAUGUACGAAGACGGCGGUGGAGGCAGAGGUGACUCGAGCUCAAGCGGUAACGGCGGCAGUGACUUAGACGACGAUUGCGAGAGUUGGUCCCAGGACGGCAUCAGCAAAACUGGCGCCAACGGCUCUUCGUCCUCCGGCAGUGCCGACGAGGGCUGCUACAGUGGUGACGGAGACAAAUCGUCGACGACCCGCAGUGGCGGCGGCAGCAGCAGUGGCAGCGGCGGCAGCAGCGACGGCAGUGGUAGCGACGGCGGCGGUGGCGGAAACAAGGGCAAGUGGUUAAUAUCGUUACGCACCGUAAUCGACCGGAUGGUCGGGAGCGAGCGCAAGGGCCGCGGCAAGAAGAGGGUCGUCAAGACCAUUCUCCGACCACCGACCACUUACAAGUACGUCAUCGGCAUGUCCGGGUUCCCGUCCAAGGUUCCCGUCUACCCGAAAACCACCAUGAUGUGAACUCGAUUUGCCGCCACCGUUCUAUCGCCGUACCCGCAGCACCUUUGGAACCUCAUCGACAACCACUGCACACAUGACCACGGCGACCACCCCCGGUCGUCGCGUUUCCCGACCGCCUUCACAGCCACCGCCUCCAUGAUCAUCACUUCCACGAUCGCGUCCGUCACGAUCGCCGUGGUGGUCAGCGGACGUCGAGUGCCGUUCUUCCCCUGGUAUCAUUUGAAAAUUUCGUGACGUCGUGACGUCGUUGGUCACCGCAACACGCCGCUGCAACCACUCCAGCUACACACGGCGAUUAAUACCUAAAUAUUGGGCGCAUUCAUAUCCGUACCACCGUAACGUCCUGAUUUGAAACAAAAAGGUAUAUAAUAAUAACAUUAUCGACUUUAAUCGAUUCCGCCGAGUCUUUUGUAAAUCAGUAGAAACCGGCCAAUGUCCGGGAUAGGAGCUUAUUGGCUAACAAUUAUUAUUAAUUAUGUUUUACUAUUAUACGUUUUCUUGUUUUUCAUUGAUAUUAAUAUUAAUUCAUGACGUGGCGAGUUGCAUUGGACUUAGUUUUUAAAUGUAUAAUUGAAAAAAAGGUAUCUAUAUCAUCACGAUUCAAUAUGAUAUCAUGUAUAUGAUGUAUCUAUGACAAACCGACUAUACCAAUACGUCUUAUAGUUUUAAAUAUUUAUAUUGUAUCACAUAACAUUUUUGAGGCUCGGCGGACUCGACAUAAAAUCGGUGGAAUCCAUGCACGUCACGAAUACCGAUAUAUUAGAAUUAGAUACCUCUAUAUAUAUAUAUAUAUAAUGUUUAAAAAUAGAACAACCUAAUAGUACCCACUACCCAUUAUAGGUAUAUGUCUUAUCUAUACGUCGUACACUCUUACGAUAUAUUUAUUUAAUUUAUAUUAUUUAUUUAAAUAUCAUCUUACCUAACCUAUAACAAAACGUAUUCCCACAUGUUGUUUAGACCAAAAGUGUUUUUCGAUUCGUAGAGAUUUUCUGGCCUACGCGUAUAUUCAAAUGGACGGCUAUUACAGCUGUGGAUUAAAACAAAUAUUUCAAAACGGUCUACGAAUUUAAAUCACUUAUACCAUUUAUUUUAUGGGUACAUUGCGAAAAGAAACGUUUAAAAUACUAUUAUGAAAAACUAAUUUGUUAAUUUUAUCGUAAAAGGCUUUCCUAAAGAUGAUAUUUUACUUGUGAUAAUUAUAGUAAUUUAGAAUAGUGUACACUAUACCUACUUUAAUAUUUUCUAUUAUACAAAUAUUUUUUGGCCCUCGUAGUCGUAUACUAUUUAAAAUCUAGUGUAUUAGACGAUAUUAUUAACGAUAAUAUUAUUAUGUACCUAUUAGGCUUAGACGAUUUUCUUGGUAAGAUUAUAUUUCCAUUUUAUACAUACAUUUAAACAUUUUUAAUGUGACUAUAUUUUAAAUAGCAUAGUUUGAAGUAAAAAUAAUAAUUAAUAUUAAAAAU
This is a messenger RNA of Myzus persicae (green peach aphid), 2365 nucleotides long. RefSeq lists its product as uncharacterized. The record is from RefSeq and is a predicted model, not a curated record. NCBI's taxonomy places the organism in Eukaryota, Metazoa, Arthropoda, Insecta, Hemiptera, Aphididae. The coding region runs from base 369 to 902 and encodes 177 amino acids. The transcript has a single exon.